Messenger RNA from Notothenia coriiceps (black rockcod), 1213 nucleotides. It is a transcript of the gene stk33, whose product is annotated as serine/threonine kinase 33. Gene Ontology annotation, biological process: protein phosphorylation. The annotation marks the transcript as partial. NCBI's taxonomy places the organism in Eukaryota, Metazoa, Chordata, Actinopteri, Perciformes, Nototheniidae. The record is from RefSeq and is a predicted model, not a curated record. Gene Ontology annotation, molecular function: ATP binding; protein kinase activity. The transcript has 12 exons.
AGACACUCUGCGAAAAAGUUUUAGCGUGAAGACGACCAACCUGCUGAAUGGAAAUGAUCCUCUCUAUGAGAUGACACGAGCCUAUGUUGGUGGAUAAGGCAUGAACAUGGUGUCCCCCUGGACCAGCAGGGACACACUGGAGAGGAAUGUGCCUUUAAUACGCCUGGAGGACGACGCUGACCUCAGGGAAAUUUAUGAAUUUGGAAAGAAAUUGGGUCAAGGUAGCUUCGGAGUUGUCUAUGAAGCCACACACAUUGAGACACAGACAAAAUGGGCUAUUAAAGAGGUUUGCAGACCAGCGGCAGGAAGCUCAACAGCCAAGAUGCUGGGGCACGAAAUAAACAUUCUUAAACAAGUCAAUCAUCUGCACAUAAUACAUCUACAGGAAGUCUACCACACAGCUAAGAUGACUUAUUUUGUGACUGAGCUGUGCGUUGGAGGUGACCUGAAGCAGCUGUUGCAGCGGAAAAAGUUCCUUACAGAGGACGAGACGAGGCAUAUCAUCUGUAGCUUAGCUGACGCCGUCGUCUACCUUCACAGAAGAGACAUAGUGCACCGAGACUUGAAACUUGAGAACAUUCUUGUGAAGAAUUAUCUUGAUGAGGAUGAUGACGGCAGGAUUAAUAUCAAGGUGACAGACUUUGGAUUAGCAGUGAAGACAGGAGGCGUAGGGAUUGAGAACAUAAUUAGGGAGGCCUGUGGGACUCUCGUCUAUAUGGCACCUGAAGUGAUGAGCGGCCGAGGUUACAGCCAGUGGUGUGAUGUGUGGAGCAUAGGAGUCGUUAUGUAUAUGUUGCUGUGUGGGGAGCCCCCGUUUGUAUGUAAGACGAAGUCCAAACUUCUUAAGGAGAUCAUGAACAAAGAAGCCAAAUUUACUCAACCCAUCUGGGCCACAGUCAGUGAUGCAGCAAAAAAUCUUUUGACCUGCCUUCUGAAGGCGGACCCUGCUUACCGCAUGUCUGCUAAUCAGCUGCUGGAAAACCCCUGGAUCACAGGAGACACUAAUGUGCCUGCUAUGCCGUCAAACGUGCUGGAGAUGAUGCGCAACCACCUGGAACAGAAAGAGAGAGCACAGACUCUGGGGGACUUGUCCCUGUCCUCCUCUGAAGGCACACUGGACUCCCCGGUCCUCCCGGUGGAUUCAACAGUUACAGACAACGGGAGUCACACUGAGACAGACAGCUGCUCGUGCCCCCCUUCCAACUCCACCCAG